This is a messenger RNA of Lepus europaeus (European hare), 762 nucleotides long. RefSeq names its product DNA-directed RNA polymerase II subunit RPB4-like. The coding region runs from base 16 to 423 and encodes 135 amino acids. Gene Ontology annotation, cellular component: P-body; RNA polymerase II, core complex. The record is from RefSeq and is a predicted model, not a curated record. The transcript has a single exon. Lineage: Eukaryota; Metazoa; Chordata; Mammalia; Lagomorpha; Leporidae. Gene Ontology annotation, biological process: positive regulation of translational initiation; transcription initiation at RNA polymerase II promoter; nuclear-transcribed mRNA catabolic process, deadenylation-dependent decay. Gene Ontology annotation, molecular function: nucleotide binding; translation initiation factor binding.
GCGCGCGAGACAGCUAUGGUGGCCGGUGGCGUUGAUCCGCGGGCUGGCGACGCCGAGGAGGACGCUUCACAGCUCAUCUUUCCCAAAGAGUUUGAAACAGCUGAGACACUUCUAAAUCCCGAGGUGCAUAUGCUUCUGGAGCAUCGCAAGCAGCAGAGCGAGAGUGCAGAGGUCUUCAUGAAGACUUUGACCUACACAGCCUGUUUCAAUCAUUUCAAAAACAGAGAGACCGUUGCCAGUGUCCGUAGCUUGCUGCUCCAGAAGAAGCGUCCUAAGUUUGAGUUGGCCUGCUUAGCCAACCUUUGUCCAGAGACAGCCGAGGAGGCGAAGGCCCUGAUCCCAAGCCUGGAGGGGCGAUUUGAAGACGAGGAGCUGCAACAAAUCCUUGAUGAUAUUCAGACAAAGUGCAGCUUUCAGUAUUAAUCUCCAGACUUCUCGGCUGCUGGAGGGAACCACGUGCCCAGCACAGCACCACCUUCCCUGGGUCUGGGGUGUCUUGCACAGAAAUGCUACUACAUUUCCUCUGGAGAGCACAGCCCAGGAUUGGUUCGGGUUGCUGUUGAAAUGUGACUGUUAGACCAGGAUGAGCACAUAGUCUUGGCGUGGCUUUCUAGGGCACCUGGCUUUCUGAGCCAGGAAGAGGGUAGGGGUGAGGUAUAAGCUGUUGACUGCCUCAUGCUAUGGUUUUGGGCUCCCAUGUAAUUAUUUUUACUGUUAAUGUUUCAUAUUUUAAUUUGAAUGUAUUAAUAGUUUUUAGUAGAC